This is a messenger RNA of Nannospalax galili (Upper Galilee mountains blind mole rat), 2568 nucleotides long. RefSeq names its product bystin like (gene Bysl). The record is from RefSeq and is a predicted model, not a curated record. Lineage: Eukaryota; Metazoa; Chordata; Mammalia; Rodentia; Spalacidae. Bases 338 to 1645 code for a protein of 435 amino acids. Gene Ontology annotation, molecular function: snoRNA binding. Gene Ontology annotation, biological process: rRNA processing. Gene Ontology annotation, cellular component: nucleolus; preribosome, small subunit precursor; cytoplasm. The transcript is spliced from 7 exons.
CACACACACACACACACACACACACACACACACACACACCGGCUUGCAUCGCCUUUGACCAGACACGCUAGGCCCAUAUUAGUGAAUUCUGGAAAACGUGUCUCGGAUCUCCAUCAUUUACAGAAGCCGACGUUAGAGACAAUGAGAUUAUCCGAGAAUUCUCGGAAUCCGAUUCCGGCCAUGGGAGGUGCGUGCGGCACUUCCGGCCUCCGGACGCUAGGGAGCGCUCUGAUCUCUCCGCCACCUCUUGGGCACCGGAACCCACGGCGCAACCGCAGUCUGUCCUUUUCGCCGGUUCCCGCACGUGUAAACCUGGUCUUCAAGUUUUUCUAGAAAAAUGCCCAAGUUCAGGGCGUCCCGUGGGGCUGGUGGUCAGGAGAAGCAUGCGCCUCUGGCCGAGCAGAUUCUGGCCGGGGAUGCGGUGCGGGCAGGGACCCGGGUGAAGAGUCGGGGACGUGGAACCGAAGAGGAAGAAUAUGUGGGACCGCGCUUGAGCCGACGCAUUUUGCAGCAAGCCCGGCAGCAGCAGGAGGAGCUCGAGACCGAGCACGGGGCCGGGUACCGGCCGGCCAAACCGCGGGAGCGUGCCACGCGGCUGGGGCCGGGAGUACCACAGGAUGGCUCUGAUGAGGAGGAUGACGAGUGGCCCACCCUGGAGAAAGCAGCCAAAAUGACUGGGGUGGACCACCAAGCAGAGGUGGUUGUGGACCCUGAGGAUGAACGUGCCAUUGAAAUGUUCAUGAACAAGAACCCUCCUAUCAGGCGUACCCUGGCUGAUAUCAUCAUGGAGAAGCUGACUGAAAAGCAGACAGAGGUAGAGACUGUCAUGUCAGAGGUGUCAGGCUUUCCUAUGCCACAGCUGGAUCCUCGGGUCCUGGAGGUCUACAGAGGGGUCCGGGAGGUGUUGUCCAAGUACCGCAGCGGGAAACUGCCCAAGGCUUUUAAGAUCAUCCCUGCACUCUCCAACUGGGAGCAAAUCCUCUAUGUCACAGAGCCUGAGGCCUGGACUGCAGCUGCCAUGUACCAAGCCACCAGGAUUUUUGCUUCUAACCUGAAGGAACACAUGGCUCAACGCUUCUACAACCUUGUCCUGCUCCCCCGGGUACGAGAUGACAUUGCUGAAUACAAACGACUCAACUUUCACCUCUACAUGGCACUCAAGAAGGCCCUGUUCAAGCCUGGAGCCUGGUUCAAAGGAAUCCUGAUCCCACUGUGUGAAUCUGGCACUUGUACCCUCCGAGAAGCCAUCAUCGUGGGUAGCAUCAUCACUAAGUGCUCCAUCCCUGUGUUGCACUCCAGUGCGGCCAUGCUGAAGAUUGCCGAGAUGGAAUACAGUGGUGCCAACAGCAUCUUCCUGCGCCUGCUGCUGGAUAAGAAGUACGCACUGCCCUACCGGGUGCUAGAUGCUCUGGUCUUUCACUUCCUGGGCUUCCGGACAGAGAAGCGCCAGCUGCCUGUGCUCUGGCACCAGUGCCUCCUGACACUGGUGCAACGCUACAAAGCCGACUUAGCCACAGAUCAGAAGGAGGCCCUGCUUGAACUGCUCCGGCUGCAGCCCCAUCCACAGCUGUCCCCCGAAAUCAGGCGUGAGCUUCACAGCGCUGUCCCCAGAGAUGUGGAAGAUGUUCCCAUCACCAUGGAAUGAGAACAGUCACCUGUCUUGAUCCAAAAGGCAUGGGAGGCUCCCAAGACCCAAGCCUCUCGGUGACAAAGAUGGCUAAAGACCUAGACCAGGACACUGAGGGGCCACUGGGGCAUCUGGGGCUUCAGUCCUAGGCAGGGAAGACUGUGUCUGCCUGGCUCUGUCUUCCGUUCUAGACCUUGAUCCCUGAUCACUUGUGGAAGCUAACUGGAGUUUCCCCACUCCAGCACUCCCACACCCAGCUGGCACUUGAUAUAAGGGCGCUCUCCAUCUAUUGUGUCAGGUAUGGAUAAAACAAAGGCAGGUAUUUAUUAAACCUGUUUUGGUGUAGUCUUUGGAGGCCUUUCUACUUCCCCCUGUAGCCUGAGGUACGAGUGAAUCUUCCUGCCUCCAUUUCAGGAGUGAGUUCUUAGUUUACGCAAAGCCACACCCCUUAAUCUACAAGGUCGACUCUAGGCUCUACUUCCCUUGUUCCCCUUGAGCCGUAGGGAUGUGCUCUGCUUACCCUUGACGUGAUAUGGACUACUUUAGAGGAAUGCCAGCUUCUGUUGCCAUGGAAAGGUGGUGGUUGGUGUAUAAUUGUAGACUAUAUAACAAAAGAAAGCCCUUUGUCAAGGACAGGGACAGCAGCAGUAAGGUCAGAAAAAUGGUUGGAUCCAGGAGUAAGUUCCAGCUCCGCACCAGACAGGUUCUUGUCCUAGUUGACAACCAACAAGAACUUUUGGCCAGUGGUUGGCCAACUAGGGCUAAAUGCCUGUUUGUGUAGCUGAUGGACAAAGAAUGGUCUUCAUAAUGUUUAAUGACUUGGGGAAAAGUUAAAACAACAGCAUUUUAUGACAUGAGAAGUAUAUGAAAUUUAUUUUUUAAGAGGGGAAAGUGUUGAACAUUUUAAGAGCUUUACAAGGGACAAACUAAAAGAUGUGGUG